Tricharina praecox is the source of this 1374-nucleotide messenger RNA. RefSeq names its product linker histone H1 and H5 family-domain-containing protein. Gene Ontology annotation, biological process: nucleosome assembly. The transcript is spliced from 4 exons. The coding region runs from base 208 to 909 and encodes 233 amino acids. Lineage: Eukaryota; Fungi; Ascomycota; Pezizomycetes; Pezizales; Pyronemataceae. Gene Ontology annotation, cellular component: nucleosome. The record is from RefSeq and is a predicted model, not a curated record. Gene Ontology annotation, molecular function: structural constituent of chromatin; DNA binding.
CAGACGCUGCCGCUCUAAAAGGUCGCCCUCCCCACCUCUCCCACCCUCCCGCUCUUGUUUUCCCGCUCCCUCUUCCUUAUCACAACCAACCCACCUGUCCCGCACUCUUCCUCUGUUACAUUCACCUUCCGGCGCUCGUUCUCCCUCGAACCAACAACUUCUCCCCACACGAAACCUUAUCACCACCCAAAAAACAAAACAGCAGAAAUGGCCCCCAAAGCUUUCACCUCCACCCCCGUCGCCAGCAAGCCUGCUGCUGCGAAGAAGUCUUCUCCCCCGGAGCACCCUCCCUACAAGGAGAUGGUCAAGGAGGCUAUUCUUUCUUUGAAGGAUCGCAAUGGUUCCAGCCGUCCCGCUUUGAAGAAAUACAUCAAGGCCAACUACAAGGGUGUCGAUGGCGCUCAGUUCGACCGUCUUUUCAACGCUGCGAUCAAGAAGGGUGGAGAGCUUAAGGAGUUCUCUUUCCCUAAGGGACCUUCGGGAACCGUCAAGCUCGUCAAGAAGGAGCCUGCGCCCAAGCCGGCUACCGCUAAGAAGCCUGUCGCCAAGAAGGAGACCGCUGCUAAGAAGGAGACCACCACCAAGAAGGCCGCUCCCAAGAAGGCCGCAGCUAAGCCCAAGGCUGCUGCAGCUGCCGAGAAAGCCGAGAAGCCCGUGCCCAAGAAGGCCGCCGCCGCGAAGCCAAAGGCCAACGCCAAGAAGCCCCGCAAGGAGCCCGCUGCCGCUCCUGCUGUCGUCGAGAAGGCUACUGUCCUCACCAAGACCAAGUCCGGACGUGUGACCAAGGCGCCGGCCCCCAAGCCCGCUAAGGCCGCUGCCCCCAAGAAGGCGAAGGCUGCUGCCGCUCCUAAGAAGAAGGCCACCCCCAAGAAGGCGAAGAAGGAGGAGGCUGCAGCUACCUCUGCUUAAGCUCAUCGUUAAUCACCUCCUCGCUGGUUCUUCUGUACAGCGCGGCGAUUUGGAGCUCUUGUUUUCUACGAGGUUUACGUACUGGGUUGCAUUUCUUUAAACGGGUUGGUUCUAAGUUCACAUUUUUUCCUCCUCUUUCUCUUGGUUAAUUGGAAGUUUGGUUCACUCUGUCCUGAAUUACCUGUCUCACCAUCUUCCAUGCCACCCAGACACACGCGCGCGAGAGAGGCACAAUAUCUUUUUCUAUUGUUUGGGAGUUUUUCUUCGGGUCUAUGGGGUUUCAUUUUUUCUUCUUUUCAAUGUUUUGCUGGGUGUUUUGUUUUCCUCUUUAAGUGGGUGUUAUUUUUUCAUCAACGCGUAGGGUCUACUGUCUUUUUUUCUUCGUUGUAUUGUUUCUUUGCUACAGGUCGGCGGUUCAAUUGUAGGUUUUUUUCACUAUUGCGAAAAGUUGACUCGAUAUUCGCG